This is a messenger RNA of Drepanopeziza brunnea f. sp. 'multigermtubi' MB_m1, 1938 nucleotides long. RefSeq lists its product as uncharacterized. Gene Ontology annotation, biological process: telomere maintenance via telomere lengthening. Gene Ontology annotation, molecular function: double-stranded telomeric DNA binding; protein homodimerization activity. The record is from RefSeq and is a predicted model, not a curated record. NCBI's taxonomy places the organism in Eukaryota, Fungi, Ascomycota, Leotiomycetes, Helotiales, Drepanopezizaceae.
AUGCAAUCCCCCGGAGAGGAAGCCGAUAUCCCCAUCAAAAAUGAGGCCCUGGAUUACCCCCCGUCCUUCGACUACCCAGAAUCCUGCCUCCUCAAACGCCACCGAUCUGAUCAUGACCAAGGUGGAGCAGACAAACGACAGAGGGUCGACCUUGUUCCCACAAUAGAGAAUGAAAAUACGUCCGAUACCUCAUCCUUAAGCAUCACAAACAUGGCUGUCCAAGGUUCAGAAGAUGUCCUGCACCCGUUUCUGGCCGAAUCUUCUAUUACACCCAAUUGUACUCAAACGACCAACCAUGAAACAAGUGUCCCUAAUGGUAAUGGCUUUAUAUCAGACCCAUACCUUUAUAUGCGGAUCUUCAGCCUUCCUAUAUUAGAGAGUCUGUCCACCCAGAUAUUGGCGACAUUAGCACAAGGACCGUAUAUCGACACUGUCAGGAUUGUGCAGGAUCCAGACUCUGAGCUCGGUCAAGCCUACGCUACGCUAAAAUCACUCUUUGACCAGACCAAACAGAUAUAUUCCAAGGAUGGAUUAUUUCUAUCUGCAGACGAACUCAACAUCAAAGAGCCGGAGCAUAGAGCCACUAUUCGAACUACAAAUCUUGCUUCUUUUUCUGCAGCUGUAUUUGCAUCUUCCGCAGGGUUCUACGAACUCAGCUCCUCCUUUAUUGACAUAGUCACCCCUGAUGGUGCCUGUCUAGAGAAGGAGCCAGGCGAACUUCUCGUAAACCUCAAGACCCAGAUGUACUUAUCAAGGAUUGCAUCAGAAGAGCAGCGGGAGAAUGAGACAAAGGAAGAUAUUCUCGAAGACAUGUUUCCAUUCGACUUUGAGGAUGUGUUGAGAAACAGGCAUCCAGAUACUCCUCUUUCAAAGGAUGAGCUCGAGUUAAUCGACUUAGUCAAUCAUCGCCGAGAAUUCUUGAUAAAAGAGCAUACUGAUGUGGAGUCUAUACAGGUACUAUCGGAGAAGUUUGGCUGGGAGGGAUUCUUGACCGAUGUCAGUACUUACUUGAAAAAUAAUUAUGAACCUCUUCUCGCCCCCUACAUGAAACGCCAUGCUCUCACAACACCUGUGUCGCCUCGGCCGACUCCAGACCCCAACGAUCUUGGGAAACACUGUAGUCCAGCAUAUAAAUAUCAGAAUAUCAAUGGCGCAGCAAGUUCACUUGACCAAGAUAUCUCUGUUCAUGCACAGCAAGCGGCGGACGAAGUUUUGAGAGCAUUGGGAUACACUAGCGAAAGCCAAGCAGUGGAAACGCAAAAAAGUUCUCAACACAGCCCGUACCAUACCUCGAAUACCAUUCAGAAAGUCCCGUACCCGACCCAAAGUGCGCCAACUCAAGAGCUGUAUGAGAAGGCUCGCCAAGCGGCUGCGAGUACCAAAGCGGGUAACGUAAGUGCGCGACGUCCUGGAGCCCCUAGCCAAAGACGACCUUGGUCCACUGAGGAGGAAAACACUCUGAUGGCUGGUCUUGACCAGGUCAAGGGACCGCACUGGAGCCAGAUUCUCGCCAUAUACGGGCAAAAAGGGACAAUCAAUGAUAUUCUCAAAGACCGAAACCAAGUCCAGCUCAAGGACAAGGCUAGGAACCUCAAGCUAUUUUUCCUAAAGAGUGGCAUUGAGGUUCCUUAUUACCUUCAAUGUGUCACAGGAGAGUUGAAGACGCGAGCGCCAUCCCAAGCCGCCAAGAGGGAAGCUGAACAUCGCGCACGACUUGCGAGCGGGGAUGAGCAAAUGCGGCAAGACAGCAUUUCCGCGCUGACUGGUAUGGCAAGUCACGGCUAUUAUCGAGAGCCCACAGGCAGCUUCUCAUCACCGGAAAUUAGUGAAUAUGAUGGCCCUGAGAAGUUUCAGCUUGUCGAACCGGCUCGGAUUUGUUUUCAAACCCAAGAAGUGCCUGUAGCCCCAGUGGCACCGAUGAUACACAUGUCAGAUUGA